Pisolithus orientalis is the source of this 1746-nucleotide messenger RNA. Its product is annotated as S-adenosyl-L-methionine-dependent methyltransferase. Gene Ontology annotation, cellular component: mitochondrion. Bases 25 to 1647 code for a protein of 540 amino acids. Gene Ontology annotation, molecular function: protein-arginine omega-N symmetric methyltransferase activity. The transcript is spliced from 3 exons. The record is from RefSeq and is a predicted model, not a curated record. NCBI's taxonomy places the organism in Eukaryota, Fungi, Basidiomycota, Agaricomycetes, Boletales, Pisolithaceae.
UUGCAAAGUUGAACCCGUAAGUUCAUGCUUCGUGCGUCGCUGGGCCAAGCUGGUCGCCAUUGCUGGCGACGGCAGAACCUCAAGGCGUACUUCUCAUCAUCGCUGCCAUGGUGGUCAGACAGCCCUCCACGCCGGUCCAACCACGACAAGGACAAAAUCAACUACAAUCCCAACAUUUCGUUCUCGGCCGAUGUCUCUGAUGAGCAUCUAUCCUACCCGCGCGUAACCGCGAACGAGCUCGCGAGUAUCGGUGACAAUGCACCCCCAACACGCGUGCGCAUGCUCGUGCGCAACUUCAUCGAGGAUGCUCUGUACAACCCUUACUACGGCUACUUCUCCAAGCAGGCCACCAUUCUUACCGCUCCUGGCGAGGAGAACGAAGGCUUCGACUUUAAUGAGUUCAAAGAUAGUGCCCACUUUGAGUCGGCCGUGGCGAGCCGCUACACGGAGUGUGGCAACGUGACCGAGACGGAGGGACCAGGAAGGCAGAUCUGGCACACUCCGACUGAGUUGUUCAAGCCGUGGUAUGGUCAAGCCAUUGCUCAAUGUCUUGUCUCCGAGUACCUUCUCAAAUACUUUCCCUAUGAAGACUUUAAAAUUUAUGAGCUCGGGGCAGGCAAUGGCACCCUCGCUCUGAACAUCCUCGACUACUUGCGCGUACAAUUCCCGGAAGUUUAUGACCGCACAUUGUACACGAUCAUCGAAAUCAGCGCGCCUUUGGCUCGUAUUCAGCGCGAGCGCCUCCGUCGAGCUGGUCACACCAAACGGACCGUGAACGUCCAUCACCGCAGUAUCUUCUCGUGGACAAAAACAGAGCGUGCGCCAUGCUAUGUUCUUGCUACAGAGGUGGUAGAUAAUUUUGCCCACGACGUCGUGCGGUACGACGUCCGUACCUUAGAGCCAUUUCAAGGCGAGGUUGCUGUUGAUGAUGCUGGCGAAUUCAUCCCAUACUACACGCGAAUUACCGAUCCACUCAUAUCGUCCUUUCUAUCGCUUCGCCGUCGCCUCCGCCACCAACCCACUCUUCCUUGGUACCUCCGCUCUUCCGCACUCCGUCGGAUAUAUGCAUCGCUGCCGUUCGCACCAAAUCUUUCGCCGCCAGAGUAUAUCCCUACGCGCAUGCUCUCGUUUCUACGCGUGCUUCAAUUAUACUUUCCUUUACAUCGGCUUCUGCUUACGGAUUUCUCUUCCUUACCCGAUGCUAUCUCGGGAGCCAAUGCUCCUGUUGUACAAACUAGCAUCCGUGGUACAAUGGUCCCGUGUCAGACACUCUUCGUUCGGCAAGGAUACUUUGAUAUCCUCUUCCCAACAGCUUUCGAGCCUCUGCGAGAUAUGUACGAGUAUAUCCUUGAACAACCAGCGGGUAUAGUCGCUGACGCGGAUGAUCUGGACCAUUCCCGCAUGUCUCCUCUUGCGUCGAGUAGCUCGCCUCUGUCUCUUGGGAUGCAAUUCUUUUCGCCUUCGAAUCGCCGUCCUCCACACGACGGUAUUUCAUCUGCGAGCGGUCUGGCUGUCGGGGAGAGGAAGAGCAGUGUUUAUAGUCACGCGGAGUUCAUGGGGACAUAUGCUGAUUUGGGGAAGACGCAAUUGAGGAACGGGGAGAACCCGAUGUUGGACUUUUAUAAGAAUGUCCAAGUUCUUUUUUGAUGUGGAGUGCCAGGAACUUGAAAGAUGCUAUGAACUCAUUGCGAAUGUUGGCUCUUUGGCCCCUGAUACACGAACCUUGCAAUUACCGCACACAAGGCU